UUUCCGUGGUCACCGUGAGAUCUGCUCGCCGUCGGUUUCCUGCUACAGUCCAGAGCGGCGUCGAGACGAGCUGGGAAGAUUCAACACCACCACCUCCAAUAUCCCCACUGUACAAUGAAACUGCUAGCCGUACCUCCCUGUCUCGAUAUCCGCUUCGUCACAGUCGUGCUGCUGGUGAUGGGCCUUUCUACUCCCGGGCAAGCAGAAAUAACCAGUCUGGAUUCAGGCAACAUUGAUGACGUCCUAAAUAAUGCUGGGGUGGCAUUAGUCAAUUUUUACGCCGACUGGUGCAGGUUCAGUCAGAUGCUCCAUCCAAUUUUUGAGGAGGCAUCGAACAUAGCGAGGGAGGAGUUCCCUGAAACCAAGCAGGUGGUGUUUGCCCGUGUCGACUGUGACCAACAUUCGGACAUAGCCCAGCGGUACCGCAUCACCAAGUAUCCAACAUUGAAGUUGUUCCGCAAUGGGAUGAUGAUGAAGAGGGAGUACAGGGGUCAGAGGUCGGUGGCGGCCAUCGCUGAGUUCAUCCGCCAGCAGCAGGUCGACCCAGUGAAAGAGCUAGGCUCAAUGGAGGAGGUCAAUACUCUGGAUAGGAGCAAGAGAAACAUCAUAGCUUACUUCGAGAAAAGGGACUCAGAUAGCUACCACACUUAUGAGAAAGUUGCCAACAUCCUUCGUGAUGACUGCACGUUCUUGGCUGCCUUUGGAGCCGUAUCUGAGACCGAGCGCUUCAGUGGAGACAAUAUAAUCUACAAGCCUGUAGGGGAGAGCGCCCCUGACAUGGUCUACCUCGGCUCACUCGGCAAUUUUGACCUGACCUACGCUUGGGCCCAGGACAAGUGUGUGCCUCUGGUCAGGGAGAUCACCUUUGAGAAUGGAGAGGAGCUGACUGAAGAAGGAAUCCCUUUCCUCAUCUUAUUCCACGUUAAAGAAGACGCAGAGAGUUUAGAGAAGUUCCGGCAUGAAGUGGCUCGCCAGCUCAUCAGUGAGAAAGGGUCUAUAAACUUCCUGCACGCCGACUGCGAGAAGUUCCGGCAUCCUCUGCUCCAUAUACAGAAAACUCCUGCUGACUGUCCCGUCAUUGCUAUAGACUCAUUCAGACACAUGUAUGUCUAUCCCGACUUUAAAGACCUCAAUAUCCCUGGCAAGCUGAGACAGUUUGUGCUGGACCUUCACUCUGGAAAGCUACACCGAGAGUUUCACCAUGGUCCUGAUCCCACGGACAGUACGCCAGGACAGGAGGAGACGGGAGGGGAAGUGGCCAGCAGCCCUCCAGAGAGCUCGUUCCAGAAGCUGGCGCCCAGUGAGACUCGCUACACCAUCCUCAGCCGGGACCGCGACGAGCUGUGACCUCAACAGCCUUCCAGUGAUCCUGUGACUCAAUGCCAUGCCCCAGGGUCAGGGAGGGGGUUAGGGUUGGGACAGGCCGCGGGACAGAACAGCAACACCCAACACCCUUACUGAAGAGAGAGAUAAAGAGAAGAGGAGGAGAAUGUAGAGGAAGAAUGAGGAGGAAAAAAAACAACAGGAGGAGUUCAGUCCACGACACAACCAUGUUGGAAAAACCUAUAUUUUCAUAACUCUUUCACGUACAGUUUUUAUUUCGGAUCAAAAGGAAGGGGGGUAAAGAAGAAAACGCGUGUGGGCAGGUGUUAGGGGCAUUAGGACAUCAAAAGAAGUGUUUUUACAUUUAUUUUUUGGAGCUUGUAAAUAUGUUUGUGCUACAUGGGAGUCUCAUUGUUGGUCUAAAUUAAAUGCAGAGUUUUCUUUAUUUUAUUUCUUUCUUUUACAUCACCCGGCUUUUUGUAGAGAAAAAUAACAGCGCAGUUCCCUCACUCCAGUUGUCAGGUUCUUAUCUGUGGGUAGUCCAGUUCAGCCUGUCUGAUAGGAGAAGUUUGUUGUUUAGUCUCACUGACCUCAUGGCUGCAUCUCAAUAUGACCAACUGUAGUCUAAUUCAUUUGUACAUUUGUAACUUAUAACAAUAUACCUGUUUGAAGUAGCUUUAUCUCCAUAUCUUCUCCAAACACAUUCUGAAGGAACAGAAAAAUACAAUUUUAAAUGCUUGGAAAGGGUCACAUGAUUUCAAACCAUGGCUUGACAGAGAAGAUAAAGAGACAGAGCUACUCCAGCCUAUUGAGAUGCACCCCUUCUCUCUCUGGUACUAAAUGGUUAUAGAUUAUGAUGUCUCUUACAGUGCUUAUAAAAAGUAUUGCCCCCUCAGACCUUUUUAUGCGUCACUGUUUUACAACACUGAAUCACAGUGGAUGUAAUUAGGAUUUUAUUUUUCUCAAAAAUCAACAAAUAUUACUGUAAUGUCAAAGCGAAUGAGACGUUUUGCCAUGAUACUAAAUUCUGUGUUUAGUACGAGCCUGAAGCGGCUAAACACCAAAAACGCAUCAUCCCUAUCAUGAAGCCUGGUGGUGGCAGCAUCAUGCUGGGUGGAGGCUUCUCUGAAGCCGGCCCUGGGCGGCCUGUGACUGUAGAAAGUUAGAUUUAUGCAGCAAAGUACAGAGAAAUCCUGGUGAAAACGUACAGCUAUAGAUUUAUAUCUACAACCCCAAAUCUACACAGGAUCAAAAAGAAGAAUGUGAAAUAAUUAGUUUCCAGUUGUGUAAAACUGUUACAGGCCUAUUGAAGUAUACCUAAGGCUGUAACUGUUGCCAAAGGUGCCUAUUUUAAGUAUUGUCUUGAAGGACAUGAAGUCUUGUGCAAUCGGGUUUUGUUUUUUUGUGCCCAAGAAAUCUGAACGACUUACUUUUCUGUUCAGUUGCUAAAAUGCUGAUUACCUCCACUACUGUAAAACAUUAAAAGUCAAAGGGGGCUGGAUACCUUUUUAAAGGCACAGUAUUUGCCAUAACACCUCUGAGUUGUGCUCCCAGAAAUCAAAUAGAGGAAAAAAUGUUUUUGCAAUGAUGUACUUUAAAAUGAUUAUGAAUUUAAGAAAUGGCUGUUGUUUUUGUUGUUACCUGUUGUCUAAUGUGUCAUCAUGCUGGGGGAGAAAAAACUGCGUCCUUCCCAAAGCCGAGACAAGAGGGGAAAACCCAUUCGAUGAACGGUGGAAAUUUACAGUCUGCCACUUUAUACAACUUCUUUUAAAACUGGUUUUGUCUCUUUAUAUGUCUUUGAGGUUUUGGUACAAGUCCAGUUCCCUUAGAUCCUCUGAGUGUGAAAUAAUCCAGAUGCAGAAGCCAGAUUAGGAGUGUGGGGAACCAUUGCUACGGUUGUACUGUGCGUCCCUGCCCUUCCAUAGAGGCCAACAGAUGCCUGCAUAGUGACAUAUCAGCCCACAAACAGGAGAGCAACAGGGGGGAGAGCGUGAUGCCAUUUCUUAACCAGUCAUCUCAGAGGGGAAGAAGAGUAAAAAUAUGAAAAAGGUAAAUUAAAAAACAUUUUACAGGAUAC
Anoplopoma fimbria (sablefish) is the source of this 3400-nucleotide messenger RNA. RefSeq names its product endoplasmic reticulum protein 44 (gene erp44). The coding region runs from base 115 to 1347 and encodes 410 amino acids. The transcript is spliced from 11 exons. The record is from RefSeq and is a predicted model, not a curated record. NCBI's taxonomy places the organism in Eukaryota, Metazoa, Chordata, Actinopteri, Perciformes, Anoplopomatidae.